This is a messenger RNA of Closterium sp. Yama58-4, 396 nucleotides long. The record is from the annotation of a GenBank genome assembly. Lineage: Eukaryota; Viridiplantae; Streptophyta; Zygnematophyceae; Desmidiales; Closteriaceae.
AUGCAGGAACGUUGGCAGCAUAGCGGGUCAGCCAUCAGUGCGAUAAUCACUGAAGUAGCCAACGCCAUAGUACGCCUCAAGCGUGACUUCAUUCGAAUGCCUGAUCGGGUUGACGCCAACUUCCUCUCUUCACGGCCUGAGUACGCCCAUUUCCCUGGCGCCAUUGGGGCUAUCGACGGGACCCUCAUACCCGCGUGCAUCCGCAUUGAAAGGCAACAACCCUUUUACGACCGUCAUAGUAAUGUGUCCCAAAAUGUUCUCGCGGUAGUCUCCUUCAGCGACUUAUUUCUGUACGUGUUAGCAGGUUGGGAAGGCUCCGCGCAUGAUUCCACCGUCUUCCAGGAUGCGGUGCUCAAGGGAACUCCGCAUUCCCACCGGCACAUACCUGUUGGGUGA